This is a messenger RNA of Aspergillus sclerotioniger CBS 115572, 931 nucleotides long. RefSeq lists its product as uncharacterized. The coding region runs from base 86 to 616 and encodes 176 amino acids. The transcript is spliced from 2 exons. The record is from RefSeq and is a predicted model, not a curated record. Lineage: Eukaryota; Fungi; Ascomycota; Eurotiomycetes; Eurotiales; Aspergillaceae.
UCCGGUUGGAUCGAGCACCCGAAUCGGUGUCACUCAGCUUCCUGGCCCCCUUUAUGGGAUGGAUUGACGUAUCACUGUGAAGGGCAUGUCACUCACGAUUCGAUAUCCUCAAUUCCAUCCCAGUAACACUCGCACCAUUUGCCAAACUGUGCAGUCCUCAACCAACAGCAUUAACACCCCGAUCCUCAUCCGUCAUCCCGAUGACUGGGCCUCUAGCGCGUUUCGAUGCAGCGACACCGGCCGGUUGACGAGCGACCUUCCCUUCCCAAAUCGGAGCUUUGAUCCCCGGUUUGGAGCCGACCUGUUCCCCUUUGGACCAGUGCACCUGGUCCAGUCCCAGUUUGGUCGGCCGGCUCCACUGCAGCCCGUCCGUGCACGUCUGAAAAGCCGGGUGAGGGUUCAUUCCACGGUUCACCAUCGUGCUUGGCAGGCCCCGAACCAGUCCCUGGACGCUUUUCUUAGAACUUCUACACUGACAGAGCAACCAACUAUCAAACAUCCGCGGUUUCAUGCCCCCCUAUCCACGGGGAGACAGCCAUGGCUCUCCUCCAAGAUGCGGGAAAGGAGACCAUGGCAAAAGGCAUAUAUAGCCUCUGUCACCACCACAUCAAGUUGACUUUCUCUCCAUCCCAUCCUCAUCCCAUCCACCUCUCUUUCUCCGUUCUUGUUUCCUUUACAGAUCGCCUGUGGCGUAUCGCUCUCUCUGUUUUUCUUGCUUCUCCGAUAAUUUUUGUUCUCUCGUUCUUAUCGAUUCCCGUUUCUUGAAGAAACCGAAACCGCAUUCAAAAUGGUCCGCUUCUACAAAGUUUCCGCCGCGACCCUUAUGACGGCCGCCACCGUCUCCGCCAUUCCCAUCCCAUGCCUUCUUCCCUUCCUCAGCGGCGCUGGUAGCCUCUUCGGAAACUCCGGCUUGGGUGCCAGUCUCGGUCUC